AUGUCGUACAUGCUACCGCAUCUCAGCAAUGGCUGGCAAGUGGACCAGGCAAUUUUGGCCGAGGAGGAUCGUGUGGUGCUGAUUCGCUUCGGCCAUGACUGGGACCCAAGCUGCAUGCGCAUGGAUGAGACAUUGUACAAAAUAGCGAACAAAGUGAAAAAUUUUGCUGUGAUUUAUCUGGUUGACACAACGGAAGUGCCGGAUUUCAACAAAAUGUACGAAUUGUACGACCCAUGUACCGUGAUGUUCUUCUUCCGCAACAAACAUAUUAUGGUCGAUUUGGGU
This is a messenger RNA of Gongylonema pulchrum, 285 nucleotides long. The record is from the annotation of a GenBank genome assembly. Lineage: Eukaryota; Metazoa; Nematoda; Chromadorea; Rhabditida; Gongylonematidae.